CUCGUUGAAGCAGAUAUAAAAUGAUCAUUGAAAGCACACGAAAACUUAAAUCUAUGAACAAGGGGUGUGUUCGUUUAUCGUUGCUCACAACUGCGCAGAAGACCAUGGGGAGCUGCAGACUAUGGACAAGCGCGCUGACGUGCGCUGUGUUGCUGUCCUUCGUCUCAGGUUCUGAAAUUUACGACCUGGACAAUGAACUGGACUUGGAUACAAGAGCACUAAGGGACUUCUAUCCCAAAGACCCAAACUUAACCACCGAAAAACAGCUUCUAGGUGCUCUGCAUGAAGUUUUGGAAAAGCUGCAGACUAAACGAAUCUCACUUUUGGAGAAGAAGUUUGGACGUGUUCCCAUGUGCCACGUUGGUGCGCAAUGUGCCCUCAGAAAAGGAGCUAGGAUUGGCAAAAUGUGCGAUUGUCCACGCGGAACAUUCUGUAAUUUCUUUUUGUUGAAGUGCUUGUAAUUACGAAUAUUGCCUGAAAUCGCUUAGGCUCAAUAAAACAUAUUGAUACGG
Molecule: messenger RNA, 512 nt
Organism: Electrophorus electricus (electric eel)
Lineage: Eukaryota; Metazoa; Chordata; Actinopteri; Gymnotiformes; Gymnotidae
Gene: cart3
Product: cocaine- and amphetamine-regulated transcript 3
Biological process (GO): cellular response to starvation; G protein-coupled receptor signaling pathway; negative regulation of appetite
Molecular function (GO): neuropeptide hormone activity
Source: RefSeq, a predicted model, not a curated record